AUGUCAUUGUCGCCGAUGGAGAAUGUCACACGUUUGUUAAACCAGCUUCUGACGAACUAUCAUAAGGAAGUCCGUCCUGGGUUUGGAGGCGAUCCACUCCGAAUAGAGACCGAUAUCCUGGUCAGGAGUAUGGGCCCGGUAUUGGAAACAGAAAUGUCGUACUCCAUGCAGUGUUAUCUUCGGCAGAGAUGGCACGACGAAAGACUUAAAUUCAAUUUAGAAAACAUCACCAAGGUAACACUGAGUACAGCCUUUCUGAAGUACAUAUGGAAGCCAAACACCUAUUUCCUGAACGGAAGACGUUCUACACAACAUAAUAUUACUACGCCUAAUGUUUUCGUACGCAUCAGCGCGGAUGGAUCUAUCUACAUGUCCAGAAGAAUAACUAUCCGAGCGAGCUGUCCUAUGAAGUUGGUGAAUUACCCCAUGGAUCGCCCUGUGUGCCCUCUAAUAAUUGGUGGAUACGGCUACACCACUAAGGAUGUUAUGUAUAUAUGGAAGGUUGGCAAUGCACCUUCUCCAGUCGAAGUCUAUAAUGAUCUCACCAUGUCGCAGUUUGACAUGGACUUCAUCCAAUCAAUGAACUUUACAGAAAGCAAUCACAUGGGCGAAUUUUCAAUUUUGGCUGUCGACUUUCAUUUGGAGCGCCAUCUGGGUUUUUUUAUUCUACAAACUUAUCUCCCCUGUACGUUGAUAGUAUGUCUGUCCUGGGUCUCGUUCUGGAUCAACAGAGAUGCCGCCCCAGCUAGAGUUUUACUGGGAAUGACGACGAUCUUGUCGACGGCAGCCAUUGGCAUGUUACAACGUGACGGACUUCCGCGCGUGCCGUAUGCCACCGCUCUGGACGUCUACCUGUACGUAUGUCUAGUGUAUAACCUAGCCGCCAUGAUCCAGUACGCGGCCGUCAACUCCUUCACUAAAAUCAUUGUCAACACGAAGCCACGUGAAGAGAGAAAGGAGGAGGAAACACAGGUUGAAAAAGUGAAGAGGCGAGGAAGGCAGAAGAAGCAGCAAAUAGGGACAAAGAUAAGAAUUAGGUCAGGAAAGCAACAUCUAAUGACGUACGAACUACUGCACGUGCUAAAGGAUGAUAGAACCACUCAAUUGGCCACGUCAAGUGCCAUAACACUGGAAUAUAACAUGGACAAGGAUGUGAUGACGACACCUCAUCGGUUGAUUCUUCCAGAUCACCAAGGAAACGGGCGUGUGACGUCAAGUAUUUUUAGCUACAAGAGUAACACUCAUAGCCAUUGCCUGGUGAAUUUCUGGAGGUGCAUUGUGGGAUCGUACCGUGCUCAGAAGUCAGCGCGUACAGAUCUUAAUAGUGUCAGUAAAAUAGAUCUGACGUCACGUCUUGUUUUCCCGGGAUCUUUUGGACUUUUCCAUAUAUUCUACUGGUCAUGGUAUUUAGGAACAAGACUCUGA
This is a messenger RNA of Ylistrum balloti, 1425 nucleotides long. Its product is annotated as gamma-aminobutyric acid receptor subunit alpha-6-like. Gene Ontology annotation, cellular component: synapse; neuron projection; membrane. The transcript has 10 exons. Gene Ontology annotation, biological process: regulation of membrane potential; signal transduction; monoatomic ion transmembrane transport. The coding region runs from base 1 to 1425 and encodes 474 amino acids. Lineage: Eukaryota; Metazoa; Mollusca; Bivalvia; Pectinida; Pectinidae. Gene Ontology annotation, molecular function: neurotransmitter receptor activity; GABA-A receptor activity; extracellular ligand-gated monoatomic ion channel activity. The record is from RefSeq and is a predicted model, not a curated record.